This is a messenger RNA of Ambispora gerdemannii, 576 nucleotides long. Lineage: Eukaryota; Fungi; Glomeromycota; Glomeromycetes; Archaeosporales; Ambisporaceae. The record is from the annotation of a GenBank genome assembly.
AUGUCAAACCCAACAUCAGCCCCAAGUUCAUCAAAAAUUUCACUGCCCCCAUCUCCAACGACCACUUCACCUUCCCCUAGCUCACUGACCGUAAAUGCUCUAGUAAUAGAUGACAACAUAAUAACAGGAAAAAUCCUAUCCAAAAUUCUAGAAAAAGAAUUUGGUCACCACGUAACUUGUUUAGAAAGUGGUGAAGCUGCAUUAGAAGCACUUUCGCAAGAAUUAUUCGAUAUCUGUUUUCUAGAUAUUGAUAUGCCAGGAAUCAAUGGAAUGGAAACUGCACUUGCGAUUAGACGUCAAGCUGGCGUAAAUGUUGUUUCAAAUGGAGUGGUGGGGUGUGGCAUUGGGUGUGGCGCCGAAAGCAGUGCAACGUCAACAGGAUCAACUGUGUCCACAGUUUCGGCAUCUGCUUUAGCCGCUGCCUCAAAGAUUUUGGAACAGAACCGUAGUAUUCCAAUUAUCGCUUAUACAACCAAUGAGUGGUCACAACGUUUCAUGGAUGUAGGAAUGAAUGGAUUCUUGGCAAAACCAGCGACAUUGGAAACACUCCGAAGUGAACUUGAGCGAAUUUUUUGA